Molecule: messenger RNA, 644 nt
Organism: Rhododendron vialii
Lineage: Eukaryota; Viridiplantae; Streptophyta; Magnoliopsida; Ericales; Ericaceae
Product: acetyltransferase At1g77540
Exons: 2
Coding region: 88-411 (107 amino acids)
Source: RefSeq, a predicted model, not a curated record
AAUCAUCAAUUUCCCCCCAUUUUUAUACCGCGUCUGUUUCUAGGGUGCAUAAACAGAAUUAGGAGAGAGAGAGAGAGAGAGAGAGAGAUGGAAACAACGUCGGUGAGCGGAGGAGGGGCUGAAGCGCCGAAGAUAGUGUGGAACGAGAGGGGUCAGAGGUUCGAAACGGAGGACAAACAGGCGUACGCGGAGUACGUGGUGAGAGGCGGUGGGAAAGUGAUGGACAUAGUUCACACUUACGUCCCUUCCACCAAGCGAGGACUGGGCCUGGCCUCUCUCCUCUGCGUCUCCGCCUUCACUCACGCCCAAUCCCAUUCCAUGUCCGUCAUACCCACCUGCUCUUACGUCUCUGACACUUUCCUUCCUCGGAACCCAUCUUGGAAUUCCGUUGUCCACAAAUCCAAUAUAUGAAGCUUUCAGGGUCAAGUUCGUUAACCUGUUUGGGAUGUUUCUAUUGAAAUUAUUUUGAACCAUAAGCGAGAGGGUUCCUCUCUUCCACAAGUCGCUUUGGUGAUAUGUUGCUCGUAAUCUUUGUUUUAGUUUCUUCUUUCACCUGUAAAUUGAUGCUUGUAAUAUUUACCCCAGUUUAAAAACAGCAUACAUUUACGGACAUUCAAUAAAUAUAAAUUCUGGCAUUGAUAUUA